Messenger RNA from Populus euphratica (Euphrates poplar), 1708 nucleotides. RefSeq names its product lysosomal Pro-X carboxypeptidase-like. The record is from RefSeq and is a predicted model, not a curated record. Gene Ontology annotation, biological process: proteolysis. Lineage: Eukaryota; Viridiplantae; Streptophyta; Magnoliopsida; Malpighiales; Salicaceae. The transcript has 9 exons. Gene Ontology annotation, molecular function: dipeptidyl-peptidase activity; serine-type exopeptidase activity. Bases 34 to 1629 code for a protein of 531 amino acids.
GCGUGUAAUAAGUCUAAAGUUGUCUCAAAGUAAAUGGGAUUUUAUUUUUUAAGGAUGUCCCUGUUACAAGCUUUAAAUCACCUAAGAAACCUCAACAAAAAACCUAGCAAACUCGCCAUACAAAUGCAUCGUGCCAUGGUGUUUCAAAGCCUAUUUCUUCUUCAACUUCUCUUACUGUUUUUCUUAACCACUGCAACCGCAACUGCAAAACGGCUUCAUACUAUUCCAAGACUUAGUCCAAUAGGACCGAGAGUUUGGCUAGACCACCCUGAUCAAAUUUUGGGUGAAUCUGUUCGAGAAGAUCUUGAAACCUUUUUUUACAACCAAACACUUGAUCACUUCAACUAUAGACCUGAAAGCUAUGACACAUUUCUACAACGUUAUUUGAUCAAUUCUAAGUAUUGGGGUGGUGCCAAUGCUUGUGCACCAAUCUUAGUAUACCUUGGCGCAGAAGCACCCAUUGAUGAAGAUCUUGAUGUAAUUGGAUUUCUGGUUGAUACCGCUGCUGAAUUCAGUUCUCUCUUGGUAUAUGUUGAGCAUAGAUAUUAUGGAAAAUCAAUUCCAUUUGGAUCAAGGGAAGAAGCCUUGAAGAAUGCAAGCACGCUAGGAUAUUUCAACUCAGCUCAAGCUAUAGCAGACUAUGCAGCAAUAAUCAUUCACAUAAAGAAAACAUUACAGGCUAAAGAUUCUCCGGUUAUCGUCAUUGGAGGAUCAUAUGGUGGAAUGCUGGCUUCAUGGUUUCGGCUUAAAUACCCUCAUAUAGCCCUUGGAGCUCUUGCCUCUUCAGCACCGGUUCUUUAUUUUGAUGAUAUUACGCCACAAUAUGGAUACUAUGCUCUUGUCAGCAAGGAUUUUAGAGGAGCCAGUGAGACUUGCUACCAGACUAUACGAAAGUCAUGGGAAGAAAUUGAUGAAGUUGCUUCUAAACCAGAUGGUCUCUCAAUCCUCAGCAAGAAAUUUAAGACUUGCAAUCCCUUGACAGACGCCAGUGAGCUCAGGAACCACCUGGACUCCAUGUAUGCUAAUGCUGCUCAGUACAAUAAGCCACCAACAUAUCCGGUUAACAAGGUCUGUGGGGGCAUAGAUGGCGGUGGUUUUGGGGAUGAUCUUCUUGGCAGAGUAUUUGGUGGUCUUGUUGCUUAUAAAGGAAAUAGGUCAUGCUACGUCAAUGAACCCACUAACCAAUCUGAAACAUCUGCGGGCUGGAGAUGGCAGACGUGUAGUGAGAUGGUGAUACCUAUUGGUUAUGGCAAUGACUCCAUGUUUCCACCUGAUCCUUUCGAUUUGAAAGCCUACAUAGAAGAUUGCAAGAGUUUAUACAAUGUUACACCUCGUUUUCACUGGGUCACUACUUAUUACGGAGGCCAUAGUAUAAGAUUGAUUCUUCAAAGGUUUGCUAGCAAUAUCAUUUUCUCCAAUGGGCUGAGAGAUCCUUAUAGUAGUGGAGGGGUGUUGGAGAACAUUUCAGACACUGUUGUUGCUGUCAAGACCGUCAAUGGGUCUCAUUGCUUGGAUAUACUUUUUGCUAAGGAAACUGAUCCUGAAUGGUUGGUUGCACAGCGAAAGACAGAGAUCAAGAUCAUUAAAGAGUGGAUUAAUAAGUACUAUGCUGAUCUAAGCAGGUUUUAGACGUGAAUCAUGUAGACCAAAAGAGGACAAAAGGCACUGGAAAUUGAAACCAUACCAUUUUCUUAAUUUUCCCAGUUUA